AUGUAUCUACAAACUAAGAUAAAAAAUGAGAAUUCUUCUUCUUUUUCUCAUUUUUUCUUCCUUUUCUUUCCCAUUUUUCAUUGCUUUCAUUCUUAUUUUUCUUUCUGUUUCCUCUUUCAGAUCUUUCCUUUCAUCCACUUCUGUUUACCAUUUUCUUUUCCACAUUUUUUUUUAAAUUUGUCUUUUUUGGGACAUCUUUCUUUUCUUUCUUAUCUUUCCUUCACCUUUUCUCUUUUCUAUCUUUCCACCAUUUUCCUUCUUCCUCAUCCCCCUUUCCACCUCUUUAACAUACUAUCUUUAUUUUUCUUCUUCAUUUUCUUUUCAUUUCAUCUUUUAUUUGGACAUCUUCGUUUUCCUUCUUUUCCUUCCUUCAUCUUUUUUCUUUCCUUUCUCUUUUCCGUAUUUCCACUUCUUCCUUUCUACCAUUUUCCUUCAUCCUCAUCUCCCUUUCCACUUUUCUUCCACCUCUUUUACAUUUUUCUUCCUCUUCUGUUACAUAUUUUAUCAUUUUCCUUCUUUUUCUUCUUUAUUUCUCUUUCUCUUCUUUGUUUCACAUCUUCCUUUAUAUCAUUUUUCUCCUUCCUCAUCUUCUCCCUUAUCUUCUAUUUCUUUCCUGUGUAA
Molecule: messenger RNA, 621 nt
Organism: Acanthosepion pharaonis
Lineage: Eukaryota; Metazoa; Mollusca; Cephalopoda; Sepiida; Sepiidae
Source: the annotation of a GenBank genome assembly